ACUUCCGGUAUUACAACAAGUUGAUGAAGUUGUGUGCUUUAUUGUGAAAGCAUGUUUAGAUACCAAAAUUGACGUACAAUACAUAUUUACUUAUAUACAAGACUAUUUUAAGUAAUACACAAUGCCAGCUUCAUCAGGAUGUGAAAAAGAUGAUGAUGUGGCAGACAUAGAGGAUAUGAUCUCCAAAGAAACAUCAUCAGAGGACAUCAGACACAAACCUCGCAAACUGGUCACAGCCAGGGCUAAGAAACUUGGCUCCCAAGUCAGAGAACAAGUUCAAGGAGAUAGCCACAUUCCAGGUACACAGAAAAUAUAUGUGAAAACCUGGGGAUGUUCCCACAAUAACUCAGACAGUGAAUACAUGGCCGGCCAGCUGGCUUCCUACGGCUACCAAAUAGUUGAUAACAAGGAGUCUGCAGAUCUCUGGCUGCUCAACAGCUGUACAGUGAAGAACCCAGCUGAGGAUCACUUCAGGAAUGAGAUAACCAAGGCCCGCGAACUUGACAAAAAGAUGGUGGUGGCGGGAUGUGUACCCCAGGGACAACCUAGAGCAGCUUUCUUGAAGGGAUUAAGCGUGAUAGGUGUUCAACAAAUAGAUAGAGUAACAGAGGUUGUAGAAGAAACACUAAAAGGUAACUCUGUCAGACUGUAUGGACAGAAGAAGGAGGCAGGGAAGAAAACAGGGGGCGCACCACUCAGUCUACCAAAGAUCAGGAAGAACCCUCUGAUUGAGAUCAUUGCCAUUAAUACAGGAUGCCUUAACCAGUGUACAUACUGUAAGACGAAGCACGCCCGAGGAGAACUGGGGAGUUACAGACCACAGGAGAUUGUAGCCAGGGCAAAACAAUCAUUUGAAGAGGGUGUGGUAGAAAUAUGGCUGACAUCAGAAGACCUUGGGGCAUAUGGACGCGACAUUGGUGUUACCUUGCCAGAGUUACUAUGGCAACUAGUAGAGGUCAUACCUGAAGGUGCCAGAAUGAGGCUGGGAAUGACUAACCCACCAUACAUAUUGGAGCAUCUCGAGGAGAUUGCCAAGGUGUUGAGUCACCCACGUGUGUAUGCUUUCCUCCAUGUGCCAGUCCAGUCUGCCUCGGACAGUGUCCUCAUGGAUAUGAAACGGGAGUAUUGUCAGGACGACUUCAGACAGGUGGCAGAUUUUCUCAAAGCCAAAGUUCCUGGUGUUACCAUAGCAACUGAUCUGAUCUGCGGAUUCCCGACAGAGACAGAAGAAGAUUUUAAAGAAACCAUGAAGCUAGUGGAAGACUACAAAUUUCCAAGUCUAUUUAUUAACCAGUUCUUCCCACGACCUGGGACACCAGCAGCUAAGAUGCCAAGAAUCCCUCCUCCACAGGUAAAGAAGAGGACAAAGGCAGUGUCAGAGUUGUUUCACUCGUAUAGGACAUAUGACCAUAAGAUGGGAGAAAUCCAGGAUGUGCUGGUGACAGAAAUCUCACACGACAAACAGUAUUAUGUUGGUCACAAUAAAUUUUACGAUCAGGUGUUAGUUCCCCAGGAUGAGGAUUUUAUGGGCAAAUUGGUUCGUGUGGAAAUCGUAGAUACAGGGAAACACUUUCUGAAAGGAAGACUGGUAUCUAAAGAGAAGAUAACUCAGCCAUCUGUUCCUCCCCCACUGAAGAAGGGACAGGUUUCUGGCGUCAGUAAUACAGUGCAGGUUAAUGAAGGUUCUGACUUUGUGAAACAGACAUUGAAGUUCCUGUCCUUGGCCUGUUUACUGUUGGCCAUUGUGUGGAGACUACAGAAUAUAAUCCUCGGUGCUACAUGACCAAAAUAUUCUAUUUAGAAUACCAACUAAUUCAGUGUUCUGUAGGAAGUGAUCAGUUCUCUCUGCUGUGUUUCCCCUCGAUAAAAGGUUAUGUGGUGAACUUGACAACGCGAGUCGGGAAAAGACUUGGAGGAUUUGUGAUAUUCAUGUGGGUAUCUGUUCAGGUCUUUAAGCAGCUCAGCUAGUGUCUACAGGAAAAAUGUUUCAUAAACUCACAAACAUUAAAGAAUGAAGUACAAAUUUAUGACCUAUGCAAAAGGAAAGCUACGGUGAUGUCGUUUCGAGAGUUAAAAAGCAAGUCACAUACUUAACAGACCAUUGUUGACAAAAGCAUCCUACGCUAUAGCUUCUAUGUUGUAAAGCUCAAGAAUAAAUUGACUUUGUCAAGAAG
Mizuhopecten yessoensis (Yesso scallop) is the source of this 2174-nucleotide messenger RNA. Its product is annotated as threonylcarbamoyladenosine tRNA methylthiotransferase-like. The record is from RefSeq and is a predicted model, not a curated record. The transcript is spliced from 15 exons. Lineage: Eukaryota; Metazoa; Mollusca; Bivalvia; Pectinida; Pectinidae. The coding region runs from base 122 to 1783 and encodes 553 amino acids. Gene Ontology annotation, cellular component: endoplasmic reticulum. Gene Ontology annotation, biological process: tRNA methylthiolation. Gene Ontology annotation, molecular function: 4 iron, 4 sulfur cluster binding; tRNA (N(6)-L-threonylcarbamoyladenosine(37)-C(2))-methylthiotransferase activity.